Messenger RNA from Punica granatum (pomegranate), 1481 nucleotides. The record is from RefSeq and is a predicted model, not a curated record. Lineage: Eukaryota; Viridiplantae; Streptophyta; Magnoliopsida; Myrtales; Lythraceae.
AUUGACACCCAACGCAUCUCCAUCCGUCAAACUCACUUGUUACUAGUCUUAAUUGCUAAAUUACGAUCGAAUCGGAACAAUGGUGACCGUCGAAGAAGUUUGCAGGGCUCAACGGGCCGAGGGUCCAGCCACGAUCAUGGCCAUCGGCACUGCAACUCCCCCCAACUGCGUCGACCAGAGCACGUACCCCGACUAUUACUUCCGCAUCACCAAUAGCGAGCACAAGACCGAGCUCAAAGAGAAAUUCAAGCGCAUGUGUGAGAAGUCAAUGAUCAAGAAGCGGUACAUGUACUUAACAGAGGAGUUACUGAAGGAGAACCCCAACGUAUGUGCCUAUAUGGCUCCUUCUUUGGAUGCUAGGCAAGACAUCGUGGUGGUCGAAGUGCCGAAGCUAGGCAAGGAAGCGGCCCAGAAGGCCAUCAAGGAGUGGGGCCAGCCAAAAUCAAAGAUCACCCACUUGGUCUUCUGCACCACCAGCGGUGUGGACAUGCCCGGUGCCGACUACCAGCUCACUAAGCUUCUCGGAUUGCGCCCCUCUGUGAAGCGUUUCAUGAUGUACCAGCAAGGGUGCUUUGCUGGUGGCACGGUCCUUCGGAUGGCCAAGGACUUGGCCGAGAACAACAAGGGUGCCAGAGUCCUGGUCGUGUGCUCCGAGAUCACCGCUGUCACUUUCCGUGGCCCGAGUGACACCCACCUAGACAGUCUUGUGGGCCAGGCCCUGUUUGGAGAUGGAUCCGCAGCAGUCAUCGUGGGAUCCGACCCGAUUCCCGGUGUGGAGAAGCCGUUGUACCAGCUGGUCUCGGUGGCCCAGACUAUCCUCCCGGACAGUGACGGGGCCAUCGAUGGACAUCUCCGUGAGCUAGGCUUGACCUUCCACCUCCUAAAAGAUGUCCCUGGGUUGAUCUCGAAGAACAUUGAGAAGAGCCUGGUGGAGGCGUUCCAGCCCUUGGGUAUCUCGGACUGGAACUCAAUCUUCUGGAUCGCACACCCGGGCGGCAAGGCCAUCCUGGACCAAGUUGAGGUUAAGCUGGGACUUAAGCCUGAGAAGCUCCGAGCCACCAGGCACGUGCUAAGUGAAUAUGGGAACAUGUCCAGCGCUUGCGUCCUCUUCAUCCUGGAUGAGAUGAGAAAGAAGUGCGUCGAGGAUGGACUCCGGACCACGGGAGAGGGGCUCGACUGGGGAGUGCUGUUCGGAUUCGGGCCAGGGCUCACCGUCGAGACAGUCGUUCUCCAUAGCGUUGGUCUGGCCCACUAAAGCGACCCAUUUACAUAUUAAGCAAUAAAUUGAUUUGGUUAUUUUGGGUUUCAUAUUUAUCCAUAAAUAUCUUAAGUGUUUGGCGGGAGUGAACGGGGAUUGUAGACAAAAGGUGGAGGCAUUUUGUGGUCUUAUGGUAAUUAAUUUUGUAAAAUGCAUCCACAAGUACAAUAACGAUGUAAUUCAUUUGCAGGAAACUAAGGCCCUGUUUGGUUUUAGGGUGUUA